AUGGACGACAGAAACGGCAUUGUAGCCGAUUUUCAGGCCAUCACCGGUAUCGAUAAUACAGGAGAAGCAUUGAUGCACUUGUCGAAUUUCAAUUGGGAUUUGCUGGCCGCCGUCCAACAUGUCACGCCACAACACACUCAACACUUGCCUUCUGAAGGACGCAGUACUCAAUUGAGCACACCAACUGUAAUGAUUGCAGACGAUUUCAGCGGUAUGACUGCAUCAACGUCAAAUGAAACUCGCCGUUUAAUUACCAUCGAGAUUGAACAACAUGGCCAUAUUAUUGCCACAUUAAAAGUCAACGAUGGUUCAACAAUAGAUGAUUUAAAAACAUUGGUCUAUGCGGAAUGUAACAUACCAUGUUGUCUACAAAACUUUAAUGGAUGGCCAAAUAAUCAACUCCCUUCCAAUAAAGAUACACUUUCCAAACUGAACCUUCCAGAUAGAUUUAAGCUAAAUCUUAUUAGAGGUGAUGAAGAUUUAAAUCAAGAGCUGAAUGGAAGAGCUAACUUGCGAAUGUUCACUCUAAACAUAACAAUGGAGGCUACAACUUCAAGUGAAUACCAAGUUUAUAAAUUGUCAUUCUCGUCUAAUCAGACUGUUGCACAAGUGAAAGAAGCUGUUGCUAACUUAACUAAAUUACCUAUUAGUAAUCAACAAUGGUUAGGUUGGCCACAUUUUGUUACUCCUGCUACAACUUUGGAAGAAUCUCAUAUUAAUUACCCAGUACAUGAUUUUAAAUUGAAGCCUUCAAAUUCAAUACUUAAACAUACCAGAAGAAGAUACAACACUAGAUUAAAUUCUGUUGUUGAUAUGGAAACAAGUGAUUCUCCAAUGCCUUCAUCAUCUACUUCAUCUUCGUCCACAUCAUCAUCAUCUUCUGAGGAAGAUCCAUUUGAAGAUGCAGCAGAAUCAUUAAGUGGUAUUGAUGAUGAUGAUGAUGUAGAUACUAUGUUCAUGGACACAGAGGCGCCUACUCGGAUCCGACCAUUAAUUGCUGAAGAUACUGAAGAUGAACUUGCUGGUUGCAUUCAAUUCAUUGAUGAAUUUCAAAAUCGUUAUGGUGAUAUGAGACCUCAGUUUUUUUUGGGAACACUUGAUCAAGCUAUCAAAAUUGCAUGUUUUAAACCUGCUAAAGAUAAACGUUUAUUAGCUGUUUACUUACAUCAUGAUCGCAGUGUAUUGUCAAAUGUAUUUUGUACACAACUAUUAUGUUUUGAAUCAGUCGUUCAGUAUCUCAAUACAAAUUUUUUAGUAUGGGGAUGGGAUAUGACACACCCUUCUAACAGAAAUAGAAUAUUGCAAUCAGCUUCUUUGUCGCUGGGUACAAUGGCCGAAAUAACUUUGAGAGCUAUUGACAUAAACAGACUACCAGCUUUAGUGUUAUUUACACGUAAUCGGUCAAACACGGAAAUAUUAUCAGUUAUAAAUGGAGACUGCAAUAUAAGUGAACUACUAUCGAGCCUUAUAAAUGCCCAAGAAAUGUUUGCUAUACAACAGCAAGUUGAAAUUAAAGAAGAAGGGGAACGUAAUAUGCGAGAAAUGAUUAAAGUAGAACAAGAUGAAGCCUAUCAACAAUCAUUGGCUAUUGAUCGAGCUAAAGAAGAAACAAAAAGAGUGCAAGAAAUGGAAGAAAAAGCAAUUCGAACUCAAAUUGAAAGUCAAGAAAGACAGGUCGCCGCAGAAAAAGAGGCUAUUCGUCAACGUAUAGUUGCAUCUCUUCCGGCCGAACCAGAACCGGGUGAUCAAGUUGCAAAAAUCAGAUUCAGGCUUCCUCUUGGAAAGUUUUUAGAACGGCGGUUUUUGGCAUCAGAUAAUCUUCAAGUGUUGUUUGACUAUUUAUAUAUAAAUGGAUUUAGUCAAGAAGAAUUCAAAGUAAUAUCUAGUUGGCCUAGAAGAGAUUUAACAACACUAGGUGUGACUCAAACCAUGAAAGAACUUAAUCUGUAUCCACAAGAAACAUUAACUCUAGAAGAACGAUAA
Messenger RNA from Macrosiphum euphorbiae (potato aphid), 1983 nucleotides. Lineage: Eukaryota; Metazoa; Arthropoda; Insecta; Hemiptera; Aphididae. The record is from the annotation of a GenBank genome assembly.